Molecule: messenger RNA, 999 nt
Organism: Sipha flava (yellow sugarcane aphid)
Lineage: Eukaryota; Metazoa; Arthropoda; Insecta; Hemiptera; Aphididae
Product: heterogeneous nuclear ribonucleoprotein L-like
Exons: 6
Coding region: 1-999 (332 amino acids)
Biological process (GO): regulation of RNA splicing
Cellular component (GO): nucleus
Molecular function (GO): mRNA binding
Source: RefSeq, a predicted model, not a curated record
AUGGACAAUGUUAAGCAGGAAUGUUACAGGAACACCUUAAGACGCACAGGCCCAUCAUUUCGAUUCGCUAAUCGACAGUUAAAUGAAGACCGGAAUUUGGGGUGGUGUGAAAACCACUAUUCGAGCGGAGGAAACAACGAGAUACGGUCAAAACGACCUAUUGGCAGACAAUCUCAGCCCGGUAGCGGUGAUACUACCAGACCAUUGCAUCAUCCGCAGACUUGGUGGCGUGGCAUGCCAAGCAGAGUCCUGAUCAUAUACGGAUUGGAAAAAAUGAACGUCAAUUGCGAUAAGAUAUUCAACUUGUUUUGUAUUUACGGAAACGUGACGGGAGUGAAGGUUCUGAACGGAAAACAAGCACUCGUCGAGCUACAGGACGUCGAGGCUGCUAAGCGGUGCGUGUCUAAUUUGAACUUGCUACGGUUGGACGAAACUACUAAGCUGAAAGUCAAGUAUUCGAAACAUUCCUAUAUUAACGAUCAUGGAACGUUGAGAGCCUUGUCAGAUGGCACGCCGACUAAGAAAAUUUACGUGAAAAGCAAGUUCAACCGAUUUAUCGAAAAAGAGAUGAAUUACGCGAAUCCACGACGUACCGCGGCCCCGUCGAAAAUUUUGCAUUUCUAUAACGCACCGUUAGAUAUUUGCGCCAGAAAAAUGCAUAAAGUGGUGACGGACGCCCUUGGUUCCAUGGACGCAAUAAGAUCCAUAACCAUUUUGCCUAAAAAACGUCCAGGUGCCAAAUGUUCAACUGGUCUGAUCGAAAUGAAAAGCAACGAAUUGGCGUUAAAAACGAUUCUCUUGUUGAAUCACAUGCCAUUUGAAUCAUCAACACACUUUUCUACUAUUAAUACGUACGGGCAAACUAUUUACGAGUCAUAUUACUUAUCCGUUUGUAGUAGUGGGUAUAUGAGCAUUUCGUUGAACUUAAUUGACGAUCUGAUCGAUUAUGUCGUGUUAUCUGGUCGUGAUCAUCAUGGGUAUGAUGAGCCCAUGGGAUGA